Messenger RNA from Sus scrofa (pig), 7232 nucleotides. It is a transcript of the gene SYNJ1, whose product is annotated as synaptojanin 1. The record is from RefSeq and is a predicted model, not a curated record. Gene Ontology annotation, molecular function: SH3 domain binding; RNA binding; phosphatidylinositol-4,5-bisphosphate 5-phosphatase activity. Gene Ontology annotation, cellular component: perinuclear region of cytoplasm; presynapse. Gene Ontology annotation, biological process: phosphatidylinositol dephosphorylation; synaptic vesicle endocytosis. NCBI's taxonomy places the organism in Eukaryota, Metazoa, Chordata, Mammalia, Artiodactyla, Suidae.
CCCCUUUCCUGCGAGGGGCGGGCCUUCCGCCCCGGGCCCCGGCGCAAUGCGGAAGAGAUGGACCUGCUGGAACGGAAGUGACGCUUCCGGCGACUGUGGCUGCGGCUGCGGAAGACGGAGGAGGAGGAGCCGGAGGAAGAGGGCUGCCUCUGAAGAAAGGAGAAUGGCGUUCAGCAAAGGAUUUCGGAUCUAUCACAAAUUGGAUCCCCCACCUUUCAGCCUCAUAGUGGAAACUAGGCAUAAGGAAGAAUGUCUCAUGUUCGAGUCUGGGGCUGUAGCCGUGCUCUCAUCAGCAGAAAAAGAGGCAAUCAAGGGUACAUAUUCCAAAGUUCUCGAUGCAUAUGGACUUUUAGGUGUUUUACGAUUAAAUCUUGGUGAUACUAUGUUACAUUAUCUGGUCCUAGUCACUGGAUGUAUGUCUGUUGGAAAAAUUCAAGAAUCUGAAGUUUUCCGAGUUACUUCCACUGAAUUUAUUUCACUACGCGUUGACUCCUCAGAUGAGGAUCGCAUUUCAGAAGUGCGAAAAGUGCUGAAUUCAGGAAACUUCUAUUUUGCAUGGUCUGCAUCUGGAACCAGUUUGGAUCUGAGUCUUAAUGCCCAUCGUAGCAUGCAGGAACACACAACUGAUAAUAGAUUUUUCUGGAAUCAGUCUUUGCACUUGCAUCUCAAGCACUAUGGUGUGAAUUGUGAUGACUGGUUAUUACGCCUCAUGUGUGGGGGAGUAGAAAUCAGAACAAUUUAUGCUGCUCACAAACAGGCCAAGGCUUGCCUCAUUUCCAGACUAAGCUGUGAACGUGCUGGGACCAGGUUCAAUGUCCGGGGAACAAAUGAUGAUGGUCACGUCGCUAAUUUCGUAGAAACUGAGCAGGUUGUGUACUUAGACGACUCCGUUUCUUCCUUCAUACAAAUCCGGGGAUCUGUCCCCUUGUUCUGGGAGCAACCAGGGCUGCAGGUGGGAUCUCAUCGUGUCCGUAUGUCAAGGGGCUUCGAAGCCAAUGCACCUGCUUUUGACAGGCAUUUUAGAACACUCAAGAAUUUAUACGGUAAACAAAUAAUAGUAAAUUUGCUUGGAUCUAAGGAAGGUGAACAUAUGCUAAGUAAGGCUUUCCAGAGUCAUUUGAAAGCUUCUGAGCACGCAGCUGAUAUCCAGAUGGUGAAUUUUGACUACCAUCAAAUGGUUAAAGGAGGAAAGACAGAAAAAUUACACAGUAUUCUUAAACCUCAAGUCCAAAAGUUUCUAGAUUAUGGAUUUUUUUAUUUCAAUGGAAGUGAAGUUCAAAGAUGCCAGAGCGGUACAGUUCGGACAAACUGCUUGGAUUGUCUUGAUAGAACAAAUAGCGUGCAGGCAUUCCUUGGUUUAGAGAUGCUAACUAAACAGUUGGAAGCCCUCGGCCUAGCUGAAAAGCCUCAGUUGGUGACUCGCUUUCAAGAAGUUUUUCGAUCCAUGUGGUCUGUGAAUGGUGAUUCAAUCAGUAAGAUUUAUGCGGGAACCGGAGCUCUUGAAGGGAAGGCUAAGGCUGGAAAGUUAAAAGAUGGUGCUCGUUCUGUUAGUCGAACAAUCCAGAAUAACUUCUUUGACAGCUCCAAGCAAGAGGCCAUUGAUGUUUUGCUACUAGGAAAUACCCUAAAUAGUGAUUUAGCUGACAAAGCUCGAGCCCUUUUAACUACUGGAAGUUUGCGUGUUUCUGAACAGACAUUACAGUCAGCAUCUUCUAAAGUACUAAAGAGCAUGUGUGAGAAUUUCUACAAGUAUUCGAAGCCCAAGAAAAUUCGAGUAUGUGUGGGCACCUGGAACGUGAAUGGCGGGAAGCAGUUCCGCAGCAUAGCUUUUAAGAAUCAGACCCUCACCGACUGGCUUCUUGAUGCACCCAAGUUAGCUGGUAUCCAGGAGUUUCAAGAUAAGAGAAGUAAGCCAACUGAUAUAUUUGCGAUUGGUUUUGAAGAAAUGGUAGAGUUGAAUGCUGGGAACAUUGUGAAUGCCAGCACAACAAAUCAGAAGCUCUGGGCUGUGGAACUGCAGAAGACCAUCUCCAGAGACAACAAGUACGUGUUGCUGGCUUCCGAGCAGCUGGUGGGCGUCUGCCUGUUUGUUUUUAUCAGACCACAGCAUGCUCCGUUCAUCAGGGAUGUUGCGGUUGAUACCGUGAAGACUGGAAUGGGAGGUGCAACUGGAAAUAAGGGAGCGGUCGCCAUUCGCAUGCUGUUCCACACCACAAGCCUCUGCUUCGUCUGCAGCCACUUUGCAGCAGGACAAUCACAAGUCAAAGAGCGAAAUGAAGAUUUUAUAGAAAUAGCGCGGAAGCUGAGUUUCCCAAUGGGAAGGAUGCUCUUUUCCCAUGACUAUGUAUUUUGGUGUGGUGAUUUUAACUACCGAAUCGAUCUCCCUAAUGAAGAAGUUAAGGAGCUCAUAAGACAGCAGAAUUGGGAUUCUCUUAUAGCAGGAGAUCAACUUAUCAAUCAGAAAAAUGCUGGACAGAUUUUUAGGGGAUUUUUAGAAGGAAAAGUAACCUUUGCUCCAACAUAUAAAUAUGAUCUGUUUUCUGAUGACUAUGACACCAGUGAAAAGUGCCGCACCCCUGCCUGGACAGACCGUGUCCUCUGGAGAAGAAGGAAAUGGCCUUUUGAUAGAUCAGCUGAAGACUUAGAUCUCCUAAAUGCCAGUUUCCAAGACGGCAGCAAGAUCCUCUACACGUGGACUCCUGGCACUUUGCUGCACUACGGAAGGGCGGAGCUGAAGACGUCAGACCAUAGGCCUGUCGUUGCCCUGAUUGAUAUCGAUAUAUUUGAAGUCGAAGCUGAAGAGAGGCAAAACAUUUAUAAACUAGUGAUUGCAGUUCAGGGGCCGCCAGAUGGUACGGUGUUGGUCUCCAUCAAAAGUUCUUUAUCAGAAAAUAAUUUUUUCGACGAUGCUCUGAUUGAUGAGCUUCUGCAGCAAUUUACAAACUUUGGUGAAGUUAUACUCAUAAGGUUUGUGGAAGAUAAAAUGUGGGUUACAUUUUUGGAGGGAAGCUCUGCCUUGAGUGCUCUAGAGCUGAAUGGUAAAGAGUUAUUGGGUCGGACCAUAACGAUUACUUUAAAAAGUCCAGAUUGGAUCAAAAAUUUGGAAGAGGAAAUGAGUUUAGAGAAAAUCAGCGUCCCACUGCCGUCAUCAACAAGCUCCACGCUGCUGGGUGAAGAUGCGGAGGUCACGGCCGACUUCGAUAUGGAAGGCGACGUGGAUGACUACAGUGCCGAGGUGGAGGAAAUCCUUCCCCAGCAUCUCCAGCCAUCUUCAAGCUCUGGCCUCGGCACAUCCCCAAGUUCCUCACCCCGGACCAGUCCCUGCCAGUCACCUACAAUAUCAGAGGGUCCUGUGCCUUCCCUUCCCGUAAGACCAAGUCGAGCUCCGUCGAGAACGCCUGGGCACCCAGCUUCACAGAGUCCUUUUGCAGGUUCUCCUAGCGAUGCUCCGCCAGCAGCACAACUGCAGCAGAAGGAUUCUUGCCAGCCCUUAGAACCCAAGCGGCCUCCUCCUCCCCGCCCGGUUGCUCCUCCCGCUGCUCCUCCCGCGCGUCCAGCUCCCCCGCAAAGGCCGCCUCCACCCUCAGGGGCUAGGAGUCCUGCACCUGCUAGAAAAGAAUUUGGAGGUAUUGGAGGCCCUCCCAGUCCUGGGGUAGCUAGGCGAGAACUGGAAGCACCCAAAAGCCCUGGAACGACACGGAAAGAUAAUAUAGGACGCAGCCAGCCUUCACCUCAGACAGGACUCUCGGGCCCAGGACCUGCUGGAUACAGUGCAGCCAGACCGAUGAUUCCGCCCCGUGCUGGAGUGAUCAGCGCCCCCCAGAGCCACGCUCGGGUGUCCGCUGGGAGACUGACACCUGAAAGCCAGAGCAAACCUGCGGAAGCACUGAAAGGGCCAGCCCUGCUUCCCGAACCACUGAAGCCUCAGGCUGCCCUUCCGGUGCAGCCUUCCCUGCCCCCCGCCGUUCAAAAGAUGCAGGAGCCUCUUGUCCCCGUGGCAGCGCCCCUGCCUCCGUCCGCCCCGCAGCCCAGCCUGGAAACCCCGCCACAGCCGCCCCCCCGGAGCAGGUCGUCACACAGCUUGCCGGCCGAUCCCCCGGCCCAACCGCAGCAGGAGCAACCAUCAGGGUAACAGGUAAAAACAAACGGAGUCUCCGCCGUCAGACUGGACUCGCCAUUAAAGAGUGACCCGUUUGAAGACCUGUCGUUGAAUCUGCUUACUGUAUUAAAGGAUCAGUUCCCUGUUCAAACCCCAGACCCAGAGGGGUUGAUUCCGUUGCCUUGCGCAACCCCAGGCAACACGAAUACUUUGAGUUCUGCAAGCUGCAUGCCGACAAUGCCUCCAAUUCCAGCCCGGAGUAAAUCCCAGGAAAACACACGCUGUUCGCCAAACCCAUUCGUCACGAGCUCGAGCGGCACAAACCCUUUCACCGACAGGACUGCCGCUCCCGGAAACCCCUUUAGAGCUGGGUCUCAAGAAUCAGAGGCAACUUCAUGGUUCUCCCAAGAACAGCCUGUUGCUCAGAGUCCUUUCCCUUCUCUGAAGCCUCUUGGUGAGAUCAAGCCUGCAUCGUCGCUGGAGGGCUUUAAGGACAGUUUUGACCCGAAGGGCCCGCCCGCAGUCAAAGUCAGCAACCCCAGAGGCUGGGUGACCUUCGAGGAAGAAGAGGACUUUGGUGUGGCAGGGAGGUCAAGGCCCACUGGUCCAGACUCGCGGGGUCAUCAGCCGAGUUCGUCCUCUGGCUCCAAGGUGAGCUUCGGUGAUGACUGGACUCCAGGUACCGAUGUUGCUUUCUGUGUGUUGCCCACGAGAAGACCUCCUCCUCCGCCCGUCCCCCUGCACCCACCCGGCGCCCCCGCUCCAGCACAGCCUUUCACGGCCUUGGCGUCUAAGGCAUCACCCGAGCUAGAUUUGACAGAAAGAUAAUGUUUCGGCCGAGUAGAGCCAAAUGAAUGGGGCAUUCGUUCUUCAUUAUGUGCAAUAAGUCCUUGUAAAGUGCACUGCUGUUGUCAUUGAAAUACCACUAUUUAAUGUGUACAGAGUUGGACUAUGUGUAUAUUGGAAAUAAGGAAAAAUCCUUCUCGUUAUUAACUGGAAGUUCGGCGUGUUUCUGUUUGGAUAAGAGAGAUUAGAAGCCAUAAAAAGUGCUCGAAACUACUUUAGAAAAUAGUCCUUAUUCAGAAACUCUUUGUUAGUCUCCUUUAAAGAAUCUCAAAAAGCCCAAACAGCUUCUAGCUGACAUGACUGCCAGCCCUUUCGUACUUGUCAACAAUUGGUGUUUAUAAGUAUUUACCAAAGAGCUGUCAAAGUUAUACUGGAACAGAAUUUAAAAAGACCUUUUUUUUUAAGUGUAUAUCCACACACACACACACACAUAUACAAAUACACACACUUACAUAUUGGUAAAAUCCAUAAUUUAAAUUAUAGGGUAUAAGUCAGACCAAGUUUUUAUUUAGAAGUUCUAUCAGAGUUCUUUUUUCAGUAUUUCAUUAUCAAAAGGAUGGCUAAAAAUGAAAUUUGGACAUCUUCUUACUUUUCUUUCCAAAACUAGAAUGAUCCCAAUACAGAACCGGAUUUUGCCACCAUUCCACACCCGCCCCUCCAACACACACCCUUGUCACUUCCCACUCCAGCGCCUCUGCAUGCUUUUUUGUGGGACGAGCUUCUUGCAGCAGCUGGACGCUGCAGAUUGUGCGAUCAGUGUCAUGUGGACAGACACUCCAGCUCUUUCAAAAAAGCCUGCUGGGAGUUCCCUGGUAGCCUAGCUGUUAAAGACCGAGCAUUGUCACUGUUGUGGCACAGGUCACUGCUGAGGUUCAGGUUCGAUCCCUGGCCUGCGAACUUCUACAUGCCGUGGGCAUAGCCAAAAAAAAUAGGCAAGCUGGCCUUAGGUCUCAGGAAGGCACAGGCCACCCAGCUCGGUGAGAACCAUUAGAGCUAAAUGUACAUUAACAUGUCUGCCCACGGCCGGCCCUCCCACACUUUUGGAUUCACUGCUUCCCACUCAGGAACCCCAUCCUCUGGGUGCCCUGAAUUGGAAUCUACCCAGUGCGUGUUCUCUCUCCCCUCUCCCGAGGCUAUGACAUGUCUGUGAUGCUGCUUUAGGUUUUCAGAGGUUACCCCCCCCAACUAGCUGUGGAAUCGUCUCCUGCACUGCCAACAUGCAGCUGAUCCUGCUUUGAUUAAUUUUGUGAAGACGUACACAGAAUUUAUACAGAAUGGAGACUUUUGAUAUCAUUAAAUCAUCCCAAUCAGAAAACUCCUUGAGCAGUGGUUCUUUUGUUGUCAGUGUAGGUUGAAAUCACCUUUACCCAUCAAGACUUAUGUUUUUUAUACAUAGACUUGUGUGUGUCCACCUACCUUCCAUCGUCCACAUUUAACCUUGAAAGAUGUGCAUUGGGGAAUAUCAGAAAAUUGAGUUCAUGGCCAAGAAGAUGUAAAAUGUAAAAAGCACAGCAAAACUGCAUCGUACUUAACCACAUCAGGCAAAUCUAUUAGGAAAAAAAGCACUUUUCUAAAUGCUCAAAUGUUACCAGAAUACUAUAUUUAUAUAAGUAAUCCUCUCUCUAUUAACAGCCAGGAUUUGCUGUUAGAAAUAACUCUCGUGAGUUUUAUAGUGUGCUUUUUGGGGUUCUAAUCAUUUCAGCAGUAGUAUAUUUUAAACAGCAGUAUUACUAUAAGCAAUGUGCUUCAAAAUGUGAAUUAACUUGUUGAAACUGUGGUUUUAACAUCUAUGUGAUUUGUGUAUAAGGCAUUUGCUUUCCAUUAGCAAAAUACUUCAUUAUAAAGUUCACUAGUGCAGAUUGCAAUUCCAUGAGCAAUGUUUCCUAUUGAAUAUCAGCUACUGUCUAAAAUAAACAUAUCAUGCAGCAGCUCAGCCUUUAUCAGGAAAUUCUCUGGGGCAAGUUGCUGAAAAAGUGCACAAAGUUAUGAAAGGCGUAAAGGUAUGCUGCCGAUAACUAGCCAUUAUUCUAUGUGUUAUUAAAAUAUUUGCCAGUUCUGUUAAAAGCAGAGGAGAAAUUAGACACUAAGGAUCUCUUUGUGAAUUCUUUGUUCUCUAAAGUAGAUUGCUGUUUAUAUGUAAGAAUUUUAUUGCUUAUGUGGCAUACAAUAUUUAUAACUAUAUACUUUAUAGAAGUACAGUAUGAAAGUCAGUGGUAUAUAAACACUGUAUAUAUCCUGUGAAAUGUGCUCUCAUACGAAAUAAAUAUACCUGUCAUUACGUUGACUA